AUGAAUACUAUAGAGAUGCAGAUGUCUGAUGAGAACAUUGAUCGUGACGCAUUUCAUGAGGUUUUAGGCUCCCUGUACCAAGACUCCGUGUUCAUCCCACCCAGCCGAGUCCUCUCCAUCCUGGCCACCGCCAGCAUGCUGCAGCUGGACAAACUAAUUCAGCAGUGUGGGGAAGUCAUGAAGGAGAAUGUUAGUGCCCAGACCGUGUGCAGCUACUACUACUCUGCUGAGAAAUACGGCCUCCCAAACAUCAGCACUAUGUGCUUCCAGUGGCUGCUGGACAACCUGAUGACCCAGCCUAAUGAGCAGCUAUUGCGAGAAGUGAGCCUGGAUCCCAUGAAGGAGCUCAUCGCAUCUUCAGAGCUCCUCGUGAUGGAGGUGGAGAUGGACGUGUACACCAAGCUGAAAAAGUCCAAGAGGGAGUUGGAGGGCACCGCUUUCCUGGAGACCCAGCAGGGCAGAACCUUCGUGCCAGUGUUCCAGCAGCUGUGUCUGGCCUACAUAAUCUGCGACCUGUCAUCAGCACACACCAUCGACCACGAUGCAGUGAUCCCUGCCACUUGGCUAAACCCAGUGUACAAAGAUCAGUGGCUUGCCCUCCUCCAGGCUGCGCAAACCAGGUAUCUCCGGAUCUUUCACAUCAAUGUGUCUGGCCUCCAUCGGAACAGCAUGCUCUUCGGGGCCAAGAUCCGCAGGGAUGAGAUGUGCAGCUGGCGUUGGACCGGCUUCAACUUUGGCUGGGACCUGGUGGUGUCCUACACCAACCGGCGCCUCAUUUUCCGGCGCAGCGUGGUGAACAAAUGCGGCGGUCCCAGGGUCAGCCUACUCUGGCAGAGAAAGAUUGCAUUCUGCCUGCGCUUGGCUUCCUUGGACAGGACUGGAAGUGCCGUUUUCAGGAAGGACACAAAAUACAAGAUCCUUUCCCUGUAA
Hipposideros armiger (great roundleaf bat) is the source of this 930-nucleotide messenger RNA. RefSeq names its product germ cell-less protein-like 1. The transcript has 2 exons. Bases 1 to 930 code for a protein of 309 amino acids. Lineage: Eukaryota; Metazoa; Chordata; Mammalia; Chiroptera; Hipposideridae. The record is from RefSeq and is a predicted model, not a curated record. Gene Ontology annotation, molecular function: protein binding. Gene Ontology annotation, biological process: germ cell development. Gene Ontology annotation, cellular component: nucleus.